AUGGCGACCCCGCAAGCGAAACGUCGCCGGCUAAAUGAAGCCACCAAGACGCUCCAGAAGCCGUUCAAAUCGCCGUUCCGCACGCCCUUGAAGCCUAGCAUAGGAGACGAUCCGCCAUCCUCAGAUCCGCCUGAGCUACACACUCCUGCCCGCAAGGCCGCGGAGACAAACGUCAACACUGCCAGGAAUAUCGCUCCUGCGAGCCAUUAUGCACAGCACUCAACCACCGCUGAGCCUUCUACACGACCACUGCCAACGCCGGCAACGUCCAAGGUGACAGCACGUGUUUCGAAAACUCUCGUCUCACGGCCAAACACAACCACACCUUUGCGGCUCGCUUCAAAGAAGACAGCAUCGAAACCCUCAGUCGCACGCGAGAUCAUGCAACUCCGCAAUGAGAUCCAGAUGCUUACACAAGCUCAGACCCUCGCUACCUCUACAAAAGAUGACGACUUGGUUAUGCUAAUAGAUAAAUGGCGCACAGCGAGUCGUGCAGCUGCCGAAGAGUUGUUUGGAAGUACUCGAGACAGAGUCAAUAGAAUGGGUGGGGUAGGCGCGUGGAAGGAACGUGAGAAGGAAUCAAAAGAACGGCAGAUGCAAUGGGAUAAGGAAGAGAUGGAGGCAGAGCGAGAGAAGAUGGAAAAAGCCAAAGAGAGCGGAGAUGUCUCGGAAGAAGAGUAUGAUCGGUAUGCUGAGAUGGACUCGGAGAGAGAGAAGGGAGAUGAGGAGGAGGAGACAUUCAAGUGCGCAGACGACGAUUCGUUUACGAUGGACAUGAUGCUCAAAACACUCAACAUAGACCUCAAGCUCAUCGGUUACAACAAGGAAGCGCAAAGAACUACACGAUACAAACUGAUGAAUGUUCACGGCGAUACCCUUACCAGCGACAGAGUUUGUCAACACCUAAUGCAGAUCUCUACGAAUGUUGAACGAUGCCAUGCCUGUGACGUCAUUCUUACUCCACACAGUACUACUACACUACUAGCAUUACUAAUGUUCACGCGCUACGACGGCCAUCGUGUUCCUCCAAGUACUCUUGAUAACCCAAUUCCCAACCUUUCAUACCAAUCCAAUCAUCUUCCUAAACAACCUAUCCGUUCCAGAUUCCCACUCCCAUCACCAACCAUGUCACUCAAAGGCCAAACCGUCCUCAUCACAGGUGCAUCAAUGGGCAUCGGCGCAGCCAUAGCCCAGCGUUUAGCCGCCGAAGACGCAACACUCAUCCUCUUCGCCCGCUCAGGCGACAAGCUAAAAGCCUUGUCCGACUCUCUCAAAGCCAAGCACUCGAACCUAAAAAUAUUCCUAUCUGUCGUCGACGUCCAAGACCACACCUCCCUCAGCACUGCCAUCUCACAUAUAGUCCAACAAGUCUCACACAUUGACGUUUUGAUCAACAACGCUGGUCUUGCCAUUGGUGCGCCCUCCAAGUUCCCCGACCUCCAAAUACAGGACAUCAUUACUAUGACGAACACUAAUAUCAAUGGAUACAUGUUUGCUGCAUACGCCGCAUUGAAUGAGGGAAAGAUGAAAGAGAGGGGCAAGGGCACGAUUCUCAAUGUCACUAGUACAACGGGGUUGGAGGUGCCGCCAUUCCCGGGUGAGGCGGUGUAUCAUGCUAGUAAAGCUUGUCAGGAGGCUUUCACCAACGUGCUAAGGACGGAGUUGGUGGGCACAGAUAUCAAGGUGCUUGCGUUACGACCAGGGGUUGUGGCGACGAAUUUCCAUGAACAGCGUGUUGGAUACGACAAGGAGAGCUAUGACACUUUCAUGACCGGCUUCGAGCCUCUUGUUGCUCCUGACGUUGCGGAAGCGGCUGCUUUCAUGCUAAGCCAGAAGGAUCGGGUUAGCGUGAAAGCGUUGGAUGUAGUGCCUACUGCACAGCGGAGUUUACAGGUGUUUGAUCGGGAGUGGAAUAGUAGAGACAAGGCGAGGAAUGAGGAGACGAUGAAAAAUUGA
Molecule: messenger RNA, 1956 nt
Organism: Alternaria arborescens
Lineage: Eukaryota; Fungi; Ascomycota; Dothideomycetes; Pleosporales; Pleosporaceae
Exons: 5
Coding region: 1-1956 (651 amino acids)
Cellular component (GO): cytosol
Molecular function (GO): oxidoreductase activity
Source: RefSeq, a predicted model, not a curated record